GGAUUCUAAACGUUUAUCAAAUCCCAUUUUGAAACAGACCAACAAACAAUUCGCUUCUUCGGGGGUUCGUUCAUUCACACACACACUCUCUCUCUCAUUCACUCGCUCGCUCACUCACUCACUCACUCACUGGAAACAAAGAUGAGAGAGAUAAUAAGCAUUCACAUAGGUCAAGCCGGCAUUCAGGUCGGAAAUUCGUGUUGGGAACUCUAUUGCCUCGAACAUGGCAUUCAGCCUGAUGGAAUCAUGCCAAGCGAUUCCUCCUUCGGCGUUGCGCACGACGCCUUCAACACAUUCUUCAGCGAAACGGGUUCAGGCAAACACGUUCCCAGAGCCGUCUUCGUAGAUCUCGAACCCACCGUCAUUGACGAAGUUCGUGCCGGAACCUACCGCCAGCUCUUCCACCCCGAACAACUCAUAUCCGGCAAAGAAGAUGCCGCCAACAACUUCGCCCGUGGCCACUACACCGUCGGCAAAGAAAUCGUAGAUCUAUGCCUCGAUCGCGUCCGAAAACUCGCCGACAACUGCACUGGCCUCCAAGGCUUCCUUGUCUUCAAUGCCGUCGGCGGUGGUACCGGUUCCGGCCUCGGUUCCCUCCUCUUGGAACGCUUGUCCGUCGAUUACGGCAAGAAAUCCAAACUCGGCUUUACCAUUUAUCCCUCACCUCAGGUCUCAACCGCGGUUGUGGAGCCCUACAACAGCGUUCUCUCCACGCAUUCUCUUUUGGAACACACGGAUGUGGCUGUGUUGUUGGACAAUGAAGCGAUCUAUGACAUAUGCAGGAGAUCCCUAGAUAUUGAGAGGCCUACGUACACGAAUCUGAACAGGUUGAUCUCUCAGAUCAUUUCCUCUCUGACGACGUCGUUGAGGUUCGAUGGGGCUAUCAAUGUGGAUAUCACUGAGUUUCAGACUAACCUUGUGCCCUAUCCUCGCAUCCAUUUCAUGCUUUCCUCAUAUGCACCUGUCAUCUCCGCCGCCAAGGCCUAUCACGAGCAGCUCUCCGUCCCGGAGAUCACCAACGCGGUGUUUGAGCCUGCCAGCAUGAUGGCCAAGUGCGAUCCCAGGCAUGGCAAGUACAUGGCUUGUUGUUUGAUGUACCGUGGUGAUGUUGUUCCCAAAGAUGUCAAUGCUGCUGUUGCCACCAUCAAGACUAAAAGGACCGUUCAAUUUGUUGACUGGUGCCCAACUGGCUUCAAGUGUGGUAUCAACUAUCAGCCUCCUUCGGUUGUGCCGGGCGGGGACCUUGCUAAGGUGCAACGGGCUGUUUGCAUGAUCAGUAACAACACUGCAGUUGCUGAGGUGUUCUCUCGCAUUGACCACAAAUUUGAUCUCAUGUAUGCCAAGAGGGCCUUUGUCCACUGGUAUGUCGGUGAAGGAAUGGAAGAAGGGGAGUUCUCGGAAGCUCGUGAAGAUCUUGCUGCUCUUGAGAAAGAUUAUGAGGAAGUCGGUGCUGAGGGAGCAGAAGAUGAAGAGGAGGGAGAUGAUUUUUGAUGUUACCUUAUAACUGAAGGUGUUUUUAUUAUUGUUUCUACUAAAAAAGGGUAUAUGCUUCGUUACAUUGCCCUGCACCCGUAUUGUUAUUUCUUUUUUGUUUCUGUGUGAUAUAGUUCCAUCAUUCAAACUGUGAAAUGCUCAUCAUUAUGCUUCUACAUGUUGAUUUAGGAUCUUUUGUUUGCGGCGUCAAUCAUGUAUUCAGAAUUGUCAAUGUCAAAAGUUGUUUUUUUUUUCUUUUAUUCGCGGUCGCAAUUUUCUUUCACUAGAUUUCCAUUUUGAUUGUCUCAAUUUCACCUCGCAAAACGUUUCCUCCCUUGUAUUUUUUCCAACACGCAUCAUUCUUGGAAUCGCUGUUGGCUAAAAUGGCCCUACUUAAUUGUGAUUGUUCACCGAUUCAAGUAUUUAUUUAUUUAUUUUUAUGAUUGCUUCUGUUUAGAUGAAGUUUGAGGUAAGUGCCAAAACUUCUUGUGGCACGUGAAUCAAGUGAAAGCUUACCGCAUGGAAGUGUAUCUGAGGGAAAAAAUGCUAGAAAGCUAUAAGUAUUAGUAGGAUUGUUCCAAAUGAAGUACUUAGCAUGAAUUGAGGUAAUCAAACAUAAUAAAAGCCUUCAAAAUG
Messenger RNA from Abrus precatorius (Indian licorice), 2109 nucleotides. RefSeq names its product tubulin alpha-3 chain. The record is from RefSeq and is a predicted model, not a curated record. Gene Ontology annotation, biological process: mitotic cell cycle; microtubule cytoskeleton organization. Gene Ontology annotation, cellular component: cytoplasm; microtubule. The transcript is spliced from 4 exons. Gene Ontology annotation, molecular function: GTP binding; structural constituent of cytoskeleton. Lineage: Eukaryota; Viridiplantae; Streptophyta; Magnoliopsida; Fabales; Fabaceae. Bases 142 to 1491 code for a protein of 449 amino acids.